AUGGCCGACAAAGGCACAUGGCCAUGGAACUUGCCAGAGGUCACACCAGAACAGCUCCUCCAGGAGUACCACUCACAUCGCGACAAACAGCCGAUCCUUUACAAUGAGGCUAUAGACAAGAACUACUCUGCUGAGCAGCUUCCUCAUAACUUCACUCGUGUAGUUGAAGGCGACAUGAUUCCAGUGACCAACCACGCGGCCCAGCAGCUCGCAAAGAGAUGUGCUGACUUGUACGACAAGUUUGUGGCCUCCAGCAGACACCACCACAAAUGCGAGGACACCGAGGAGGGCCCGGCGAUGAACAACAAUGCGGAUGCCGAAGCAACGACCAGCAAUGACGACGAAAACAUUGACAGCAACAUAGCCAGUUCUCAAAUCCUCCACAUUACCACAUCCGACUUUAUCGAGUUCACAACCCUCUUCCACAACCUCUCGUGCCUCAAUCAAGCCAGCCACGCCGGCCACAGCUGCCUCAACGGACACCACGACCAGCGCCAGCUCCACACGCAACAUGACAUAGCCCCUUCCUCCCGAGAUACAAACCUACCGUUUCUCCACCACGAGACCUUCCCGGAGGAGGCCUACCAGACAAGAUCCCCCCUUGCUCAGGACGAACCCGACGCCCCGCUGUACAACAAGGACCUUCUCCGUGCCCAACAGCCAGUGGCAGCAGCAGCAGCAGCAGCUGAGGUGCAGAAGCAAGGAAUCGAGCACGGCGGCCUUCAGCACCAGCAGCACCAGCAGCAGCAGCCAUCACCCAGUCAUGCCAUGGCCACCGAUACCACGACCUCAACCACGGCGGCAGCGGCGGCUCUGGAGGCGGUCCUGGCGCGGGUGCGCGCCAUCCGCCGGGCGGUCGAGGGGGGCAGCGCGGCGGCCGCCAGGGAGGGGUUGCGAUGGCUGGAGGGGGAGGUGGAGCGGAUGCUGGAGGGCUGCGCCGCCGGCCGUGGGGACGGGACGACGUCCGAGGACGAGAAUAGGAGCGGCGGCCACCUUGACCCUCGUGCUCGUGUUGCGGGGCAGCAGGACGAUGCCGAGCUCGAGCUGGACGCGUGGCUCGACUUGAGCAGGUUCUCCUGA
Molecule: messenger RNA, 1080 nt
Organism: Thermothelomyces thermophilus ATCC 42464
Lineage: Eukaryota; Fungi; Ascomycota; Sordariomycetes; Sordariales; Chaetomiaceae
Exons: 2
Coding region: 1-1080 (359 amino acids)
Source: RefSeq, a predicted model, not a curated record